Messenger RNA from Oncorhynchus tshawytscha (Chinook salmon), 2342 nucleotides. Its product is annotated as cytohesin-3. Bases 395 to 1579 code for a protein of 394 amino acids. Gene Ontology annotation, molecular function: guanyl-nucleotide exchange factor activity. The transcript is spliced from 13 exons. Gene Ontology annotation, biological process: regulation of ARF protein signal transduction. NCBI's taxonomy places the organism in Eukaryota, Metazoa, Chordata, Actinopteri, Salmoniformes, Salmonidae. The record is from RefSeq and is a predicted model, not a curated record.
CCUUUGCAUUGCAUUGGACUGCAUUGGAGUAGGUUGGCUAACCUGGAUAGAGAGGGAUGGUAGUGGCAGGAUAACAAUUAUCAUCGGAUUUAAUACAUCCAAUUCUUGGAAACGUUUCUUAUACAUUUACAUCUUUAAUCGUAAUACAUGGAUGUUUAUUUGGUGGUACCCUAGAUUUCUCAUGAAGGUAGGCUUUUUUGUUAUUAAUAUAUUUUCGCUGUUGCAUUUCGACUGUGCACAGCUCAGCUCCCUGUGAGUCGUCGGUCUGUCAUUACAGGAUAUAGAUCGUAGCCUAUCUACCGUUUAUAGACAGUAAUAAAAACACGUCUACCUUGACAUCUAAACUUGACCCACCGAUCUGAUUUCUGGACUGUCUCAUCACGGCAUUCACGAGAUGGACGAAGACAAUCAAGUACCCCAGGAUCUCUCACUGGAAGAGAGGGGUGAGCUGUCAAUCAUCCGACGGAGGAAGAGAGAGCUGCUGGAUGAUAUUGAACGCUUGAAGUUUGAGAUAGCUGAAGUCAUGACUGAGAUUGAGCAACUAACAUGUGUAGGAGAAAGCAAAACAACACAGCGGAACAAACAAAUCGCCAUGGGGAGGAAGAAAUUCAACAUGGAUCCUAAGAAGGGGAUCCAGUUUCUCCUGGAGAAUGACCUUCUGCAGCACACCCCAGAAGACAUCUCUCAGUUCCUCUACAAGGGCGAGGGCCUGAACAAGACGGUCAUCGGAGACUACUUAGGGGAGCGAGAUGAGUUUAACCUCAAGGUGCUGCAGGCGUUCGUAGAGCUCCAUGAGUUUGCUGACCUCAACCUCGUCCAGGCCUUAAGGCAGUUCCUGUGGAGUUUCCGUCUUCCUGGUGAGGCUCAGAAGAUUGACCGGAUGAUGGAGGCGUUUGCCUCGCGGUACUGCGGCUGUAAUCCGGGGGUUUUCCAGUCAACAGACACAUGUUAUGUGCUGUCGUUUGCCAUCAUCAUGUUGAACACCAGCCUGCACAACCCCAACGUCAGAGACAAGCCCCCUGUGGAGAGAUUCAUCUCCAUGAACAGAGGUAUCAACGAGGGAGGAGACCUGCCAGAGGAACUACUCAGGAAUUUAUUUGAUAGCAUCAAAAAUGAACCCUUCAAAAUCCCAGAAGACGAUGGCAAUGAUCUUACACACACGUUCUUCAACCCUGACAGAGAGGGAUGGUUACUGAAACUAGGUGGAAGAGUGAAGACCUGGAAGAGACGGUGGUUCAUUCUGACUGACAACUGCCUGUACUAUUUUGAAUACACAACGGACAAGGAACCUCGUGGGAUCAUUCCUCUAGAGAACCUUAGCAUAAGAGAGGUGGAUGAGCCCAGGAAGCCUAACUGUUUCGAGCUCUACAACCCCAAUCACAAGGGUUCAUUGAUCAAGGCAUGUAAGACUGAGGCGGACGGCCGGGUCGUCGAGGGCAACCACACAGUGUACAGGAUUUCAGCGCCCACCACAGAGGAGAAGGAGGAGUGGAUCAAAUCCAUCAAAGCAAGCAUCAGCAGGGAUCCCUUCUAUGACAUGCUAGCCACCAGGAAGCGGAGGAUAGCCAAUAAGAAGUGAGGAGAACCUGACCACACCCACCCUAUCAUCAGUGACACCAGCAUGGACCUCCAUCGGUCCAGGAGACAGGGGGGCUCACACACUCAGCCCAGGGACAGGAGACAUGGCCACAGCAGACAAGGGGAUCCAGAUUUAGUGGGGAUUUGACUUCGGAUGCAACACGUCUACACUUCAUCAGUAUGGAGAAAGGACAAGUCGGGAAGGGCACGUGACAUUUUGGUUAUCAGUUUCUUUUCAGAUGCAUGUGUGAAUGUACUGUAUUGUGAAAAGGACAAUGGUCUGAGCAGUAUGUAUGAGGCUGUGUGGGGCCUCCCCAAUGUCCCCAUACAGACGGCGCUUUCCCCAACCAUCGAAGCAGGCUCGAAGAAACAUGGACAUCUUGGCUAGCUCAACAUUGUCCUCUAGUGGGUGAAUUGAGUAUGCCCUCAAUGUCAGAAGAACCUCAAACUUUUAGGAAUCAACGGGUCAGAUUUUCACCUGCAAAACGACUGAUACAAGUAGUGUACAAUAAGAAUUUGUUUUCUUUCCUCUUUUGUUUCAUAAUGCCAUACCCAGUUGUUGCCAGUUCAUAUUAGACAUCACUAUGGUCUAUGUAAGGUCAAAUGUGAAUUCCUGCAGAGCUAUAAUAUACUGUAUUAAUAAUACAUAGUCAAGUUUGUGUGACAGUUAUUCAAAGCUAGUUUAUGUAUUGAUUCAAAGUCCACUGCUGUACAUUUGUUUUUCAUAUUUAUUUUCUCUAAUUACAAAAGUGUAUUCCCCUUGA